Mizuhopecten yessoensis (Yesso scallop) is the source of this 4119-nucleotide messenger RNA. RefSeq names its product aurora kinase A-B-like. Gene Ontology annotation, biological process: regulation of cytokinesis; protein phosphorylation; mitotic spindle organization. Gene Ontology annotation, cellular component: chromosome passenger complex; spindle microtubule; spindle midzone. The transcript is spliced from 8 exons. The coding region runs from base 120 to 1058 and encodes 312 amino acids. Lineage: Eukaryota; Metazoa; Mollusca; Bivalvia; Pectinida; Pectinidae. The record is from RefSeq and is a predicted model, not a curated record. Gene Ontology annotation, molecular function: ATP binding; protein kinase activity.
CUGAGUACGGGAAAUAGCACCGAUUGGAUCCAUCAUGAUCAUUCCAGUUGUAGCAUAGGCACAGGAUAAACACUUCGCUUAUAAGUAAUCAACAGUGGCUAUAGAGAAGGUAGAAAAGAAUGGCUGCUGAGCCUGGGCGUGUGCUGAAACCUGUCAACAGUUCCAGUGGUCCAGAUCUCACUUCUGCAGUCAAACCAGGCACAGUCAAAGUACAGGCCAAAGAGAAAGCUCCAACCUCUACAGAAGCAGCCAGAAAAAAAUGGACACUUGAAGACUUUGAUAUAGGGAGGCCUCUUGGUAAAGGAAAGUUCGGAAAUGUUUAUCUGGCCAGAGAGAAGUCAACCAAAUAUGUUGUUGCCCUUAAGGUUCUGUUCAAGUCACAGUUACAGAAAGCUGGUGUAGAGCAUCAACUUCGUCGUGAGAUAGAAAUACAGUCACAUCUCAGACAUCCCAACAUCCUACGAUUGUUUGGAUAUUUCCAUGACAAAUCCCGAGUCUACCUCAUACUGGAGUAUGCACCGAAGGGAGAGCUCUACAAGGAGCUGAUGAAGGACAAAAGAUUUGAUGAGAAGAGAACCGUCACUUAUAUAAACCAGUUGGCCAGUGCCCUGAGGUAUUGUCACGGUAAAAAGGUCAUUCACAGGGAUAUCAAACCUGAGAACCUCCUCCUUGGACACACAGGUGACCUCAAAAUUGCUGAUUUUGGAUGGUCAGUUCAUGCACCCUCAUCCAGGAGAACCACAUUGUGUGGUACCUUAGAUUACCUACCUCCAGAAAUGAUUGAGGGCAAACUUCACGACGAGAAGGUGGAUCUUUGGAGUCUUGGCGUGCUAUGUUACGAGUUCCUGGUGGGAAAGCCUCCGUUUGAGGCGGAGACCAAUACAGACACGUACAGACGGAUAACAAAAGUGGAUCUUCAGUUCCCAGUAUAUGUGUCGGAGCCUGCUAGAAAUCUUAUUAAAAAUCUGCUGAAACAUGACCCAAACCAACGGUUAUCUCUGGACAAAGUUUUAGAACAUCCUUGGAUCAAAGACAAUCAAAAUCCUGUAACGUCAUAACAGACCCUAGUUCUCUCAAAGCACUUUUGUGAUCAUUUGAACCCCACGCGUUUAUUCUCAUAUUGGAGAUUAAAUGAUAAUAUUUACCCUCCUUAAGUAUUAGAUGAGACUCCCGUCUUACCAUCGUAGAGAAGGUGAAGGUAGCACAGACAUCGCAGACAUGACGGGUGAGAGGAGGUGUUGUAUAUCAUGUGAUAAUUUAUUGACCUCUGACCUUGGCUACUCAGGAAUUCUAUCUCCAGUCACCUAACACACAGAAAUGUCGAACUAGGCAAAUUGUGUAACGAAAGUUUUUCUCUGAAGACCUGUAUGGAGCAUGUGAGCAUCAACUCACAGCUAGGAUUCUUUCAUUAUCAAUGCAGUCAAGAGUCCCUUAAUACUGUGAGAAAUAGUAACACUCAGUGUAUUUGGUAAAUAUCUGGCACAGUAUUAGAUUAGAUUUUUGUUUGAAUAAACCUAUACUUUUUUACUUUGCAUUUGAAAAUGAAAGAUCAAUUAGCAAAACCAUAUGGAGAUUACAAAGGCAUUGAAAUUUUGCUUUAAUACAUGGAUUCCGUAUAGAAGUAUGCAAAAUACAACAGGAGAGGUGUGAAAAGCUGUCUAUAUGAGGCAAAUGAUUAAUAAAUUUGAAUGCAAGGAUUAACAUUUUCUUUGGAAAAUUAAAAAAUCAAAUUAUUUCAACACUUUUAUGGAUUUUAAUAAUGAGCGUGAGAGAAUGACCAUGUGCAUUUAAAAACAAAAGUCUUUGUUAAAUAUAGUAAUCUUUUGGUUUACAAUACUCUGGGUAUAUUUGUAAGAAUACUGUUUCUUGUUUAUAUAUUUCGAACAAGAUUGUGUGUGUAAUUUUGAAGUGAGUUGAAUAUUUGAUUGAAAUUGUAAAAAUCACAUUAUUUAUUUGUAUGUCCUGAAGAUUGAAAUCAAAGUAUAAAAAAUGUAUGAUGUGUAGGUGUGACUGUUGAAAUGUGUGAUCUUUUAUAAAGUGUAAUGCUGUUUUUAUUUCUUUGUCUCACCUUAACCUCUCAGAGAGUAUGUUGAUGUGUAAUGUCAUGAAUAUUACAGUUGGUACAUGUUUUUAUAUAAACAGGCUAUUAAAUCAGUUUACAUUUCAUGUGAAAUUUAAGAAAACUGGUCGGUGAGAUUCAUAAAUCUCGUGAAAUAGAACACACAUUAAGGAUGAAAUUUUAUCGCAAAUUACUUUGUAUGCAAGUACUUGCUGUAUGCCUGGAAACUUUUGCUUGGUCGAACUGUUGCCCUUAACUGGUAGAUGCAUACUUAUGCAGUGUUAGCUUGGCCUUCACAUAGAAUUACUAUAUGUAGUAUGUUGUAAUGAUAAAUUAACCAAAAUUAUGGAGAGUUAAAAAGAUGAAAACUGGACUGUGGUAAAAGUUCCAUGUGUACUGUAUUUUCUGGCCAUCAUCCCGUAUAUAACCAUUUUGACAUAAUGUCUAAUAUCUUCAAUUAAACAUCACAAUGUCAUCAUGUCCUCUCUGUUGUCGUCGUCUUAAUUUGGAUGUCGCAGUGAUUAGUGUUAUUAACCAAAGUAAUACGCUUAAAAUAUGACUUGGUUGUAUUCGUUGCAUAAUAGAGUUGUCAUGUGAGAAACAUAGGCAGAUAUAAGCAAACACCUCAAGAUUUGUUGUAAUAGUAAUGGAAAGAAAAAAACAAUACUCGGAGCUCCUUAGUGCUGUAUGAACCUCUAAGGAAGGGAAAGCACUAGGGAGCUGCUCAGAACUUAUAUAUAUAUCUAUACACACAGUAAAGCAUGUUUACUACAGUACUUGUUGGUGAAUAAUGUCAAGAUCUUGGAAGCCAAUUCCCAUUUGGUAGCUUUACUGAUGUCUAAGUUAAAAAACAGUGGGUUACUCAAAGGCAAUUUAUUUUUUUUAGUUUUGGAAUGAAAACAUAUUAUUAAAACCCAGAUUUGUACUUUAUUCUUCUAAUUUCACUUGUGGUGUUUCAAGUUUUUUGCUUGAAGCUGUUUAUUUCCACUCAAACAUCAUGUGACAAGUAUCACCAUAUUUGACAGUUGUAUUUGAGCUGAGGGAUUUUAUAUUUGUAGCUGAUAAAUUCACAUUCAAUUUGAAAUUUAAGAAAGUUGAAGACAACAUGAUUUAGUAAUCAUGAAAUAGAUACACGUACAUAUUGAAAGAUUAAAUAUACAUCAGAAGAAGAAUUUUGUACCAUAUUUGUCAUUAUUUGAUACUUGUCUGUAUAGUUACAUUUAACUUGAUAGAGAAUACAUGCUUCCUUACACAUUCUUAAGAUCUCACUUAAAAUUUGCUAUUAGGUAAGCAUGUCAGGGUAAUUUAAAAAUGCAUUAAUUAUCAAUACAUUCCUUUGUAUCUCAUAUGUUAUAAGUAGGUCCAUUUUACCAUUUAUGAGUGAACAUCAAGAUUCUUAUUUGUGGAGUUCUUUUUAGAAAGGAAAUACAUUUCAUAGUUAGGUAGCAUAUGUCCUUAAUAAAAUUGAGUUUUGCUUCACAGACAUUUAACAUUCCAACAUGGAAAUGUCCUAGGUGCAGAGUUUGUAAACAUUGCUAUUCUUCACUUAAACUUCUGACACCUUAAUAUAAAAUAUAUAACACAUUUCAGAUGAUAUCCAAUAUUGCCAGUGCUGUGUGUCUGUAUGUAAGUAACAAAGUGUGACUGAUAUAUACCAUAUAGCAGGAUAUUUCCGCGGGAAUGAUAGUGAUUGUGAUAUUUUUGUGAUUUAUGGGUUAAUAUAGUGAUUGCAAAAAUAUGAUCAACAUAAUAAUAUGACAAGCAUAAAAAAUGAGCUGCAAUAAUAAACUUCAUAUUAAAUGGUAAUGUCGUCAUGAAAUAAUGAUCAUGUGGUUGUAAUGAUUCAUUUACAUCGGGAGUAUUACAAGAUCAAUAUCGUGAAAAUGUAAGCCUGCGUAAAUAACCUGUUAUACGGCAUUGGUAUAAAUGAUAAUGAGAUGCUCCAAUCAGCAGUGUUUUAUGUACGAGAAUGGAAAUGGAUGAGUGAGUGUAAAGCAAGACAUGUUGAUUUUGAUAAAUAAUGCAUGUUUCUACUAUGUAAAUAAACAGUAUUAUUAUCA